AUGAGGGCGAUCUGUCAAGGCGACACCUGGAUAGAUGAUCAUCACAGCACAGAGGAUGUGAUGAUCACUGUGGGCAAGGCACUGGCCGAUGCCUUGGGCGACAAGGCCGGCUGUACGCGCAUGGGCUGGGCUGAGGGCACAGAGGGAUCUGCGAAGGUCCUCUGUGUCAUGGACCUCUCAAAUCGUCCCGGUUUCUGCAGCAAUCUUCAGCUACAAGCACAAGACGAGGAGUUUGUGGAUGAUGUAUCCGUGGAGAUGAUCCAUCACUGCUUCGAGUCCUUUGUCAUGAACGGGCUGAUGACGGUGCACCUUCUGCAGGCGCCUGCAGAAGCUCCUGCUACGGCACGAGAGACAUCGCUGGCAGCGGCAGAGGCCAAGGGUCAAUUCUCAGUUCCUGAGACAACGUGGCGCCAUACCCUUGAGGUCUUCGGUGCAGUUCAUCACGAAAUCCCGCUGGCGGCUGAAAGGCGCCGGUCCACAGAGCCUGGCUGUGUCGUCACUUGGGAUGAAAUUGCUCUUGCUGCUUUUAUUUACUUUCUGAUGGCAAUGACGACGAACGUUUUUGAUCAUGGCCAUGUCUCGCAGUCAGAGGUGGAGCCCACUUCUUCGACACAGACUGUGCCGACGAAGACUGUGCAAGUGGAGCCGGUGGUGGAGAUUCCUUACGAGGAGUUGAAAAGCCUUACGCCUGGUGUUCUCGACAAGCUUCGCAAGGCUUUUGUUGGUCCACGCGCUUACGGAGCUGUGGCCAUCACUGGAAUUCCAGGUUACGCGGAGAAGCGUCACAAGGCUUUUCGUGCAGGGAUUGACCUGGCUCUCUUGGACCCUGACGGUCGUGCCCGUGCUGCGGCAGUCAACAACACCUACCCCGGUUGGAGUGGCACACCAGGCAGCGAGACUCACCCGCUGCAAAGCAGUUUCCUUUUCAAUGUGAAGGAGGAGCUCCCAAAUGGCAAGGUGGAUCCAUUCUUUGGCAAGAACAUCUUCCCCAGCGAGGAGUACCGCCGUACGUGGGUGCAGUUUGCAACCUCGAUGUACAGUGUGGCUGUGGACGUCCUCCGUGGUUGUGACAAGGUGUUGGAGCAGGAUGUGCCUACUUGGACUGCAUCACCACGAAGUCUGGCAAAGAUGGGUGAUGAGGGACCUGCACUUGCUGGCCGCUUCAUUUGCUACGACUCUGGCUUCACGCGGGAAGAUCGCCUCCUGCAAACGGCAACGGAGAUCAAAGAAGAAGAGACUGCCCGCGAGAAGACGGCUGUGCACCAUGAUGACGGGGACGGACUGGCGUCCAUGCGAACCCACGCCACUCCUGUCAAGAGUGCUGGGCACGCUGCAGACGGCAUGGCAUCCAUGCGAACUCCAACCGCCCCUGUUAAGAGCGCAGGGCACGCUGGAGAUGGGCUGGCGUCCAUGCGCACUCACACCACUCCCGUCAAGAGCGCCGGGCACGCUGGAGAUGGGCUGGCAUCCAUGCGAACCCACACCACUCCCGUCAAGAGCGCCGGGCAUGCUGGAGAUGGGCUGGCAUCCAUGCGAACCCACACCACUCCCGUGAAGAGCGCCGGGCACGCUGGAGAUGGGCUGGCAUCCAUGCGAACCCACACCACUCUUGUCAAGA
Messenger RNA from Symbiodinium pilosum, 1618 nucleotides. The record is from the annotation of a GenBank genome assembly. Lineage: Eukaryota; Dinophyceae; Suessiales; Symbiodiniaceae.